UGACCUACAUUUCCCAUAAGGCACCCAUUUCUACGGGUUCUUCCGGAGGUACGUGUCCUUCUGAGAGUCGUGCCUGCAACGGUGGAUUGAACCUGUUUAGAAAAUGGAGCUCGAGGCAAUGACCAGAUAUACCAGUCCAGUGAACCCAGCUGUGUUCCCCCACCUGACAGUGGUACUUCUUGCCAUUGGCAUGUUCUUCACUGCAUGGUUCUUUGUUUAUGAGGUGACAUCCACCAAAUACACACGUGACAUCUACAAAGAACUGCUCAUCUCCCUGGUGGCCUCACUUUUCAUGGGAUUUGGAGUCCUGUUCCUUCUACUUUGGGUUGGGAUUUAUGUAUGAGGCAGGUGGACAGAGGGACAGGUCUUGAAGAGAAGGCACCAAGGGCAUUCCAGGGAACCUUUUGGCCUCUGCUAUGGCACAAAGAAUUUAUUGUGAAGUUGUUUUUUUUUU
This is a messenger RNA of Polypterus senegalus (gray bichir), 454 nucleotides long. RefSeq names its product transmembrane protein 258 (gene tmem258). The transcript has 4 exons. The record is from RefSeq and is a predicted model, not a curated record. Gene Ontology annotation, cellular component: membrane-bounded organelle. Bases 104 to 343 code for a protein of 79 amino acids. Gene Ontology annotation, biological process: protein N-linked glycosylation. NCBI's taxonomy places the organism in Eukaryota, Metazoa, Chordata, Cladistia, Polypteriformes, Polypteridae.